Helianthus annuus (common sunflower) is the source of this 845-nucleotide messenger RNA. RefSeq lists its product as uncharacterized. The record is from RefSeq and is a predicted model, not a curated record. NCBI's taxonomy places the organism in Eukaryota, Viridiplantae, Streptophyta, Magnoliopsida, Asterales, Asteraceae. The transcript has 6 exons. Bases 46 to 783 code for a protein of 245 amino acids.
GCACAAGGACAAACUUUACAAAUAUGUUCAUUAUCUGCAGACAAAAUGUCACAAACACAAGUAAAUUCUUUGGAUAAACAUGACGGAUCAAAGCAUAAGGCCAAUGCUACCGCAUCUAAAAUAGUGCAAAAAGAAAUGGCACCAACGGUAAAAUCUAUGAACAAUAGUACUGGAUCAAAGGACAAUACUAAUGUUACCACAUCUAACAUAUCAAGUAAAGUACUGCAAACAGAAGUCACUUCUCAUGCUAACAGUUCUAAAAUGGUGCAAAAAGAAAUGAUAACGGAAAAUGUGAAAACUAGAAAAAAAGAUGUUGUGUCUACGCAAGAGACUUCACUUCUUGGGACAUCAUCGCAGUUGGAAUCACAAGAAAAUAUACAUAAUACACAUUCAACAAAUGUCCUAGAGAUCAAGUGUACUCUGUAUACUAUAAAUAUGAACAACUGUGUGGCUUAUGGUACAAUUCAUUUGUCAAUGGGAAAACAAAGCAUUCAUGGAGUUCCACUACAAGAUAAUUGCUAUAGAGUUUCUAUUGAUAAAGUUGUAAAAGAAGCAGCAUUUUUACCGGUAGAAUCAUGUGAGGUCAAAAGAGUUGGGGAUGCACUAAAUACUUUUGUUGCUUGGCCAAAAUACCUUGUCAAAACUAGCCAAAAGAUACCAAAUCUAUCAAGCAUUCAAACACAAAACUCUACAACUCAAGUCGCUAAAAAGCAAAAGAUAUGUUUUACAACGCUAGAUGGCAUCAAAAAACAGGGAGCAAGAAGAACAAGAAAAACACUUUAAACUAGUACUUAUUUUAUGUUUACAAUCAUUUCCUUUUGCAACAUUUGUAGAUAGUUUUUGAU